AUGGCGUUACUACCCGCCCUCUGGAAUGUACCCCAGGAAGAGACGCUUCGCACGCCGACACCCCCCAUCUCCUGCACCCACGCUCACCCUUCGCACGCCGACGCCCCCAUCUCCUGCACCCACGCUCACCCUUCGCACGCCGACGCCCCCAUCUCCUGCACCCACGCUCACCCUUCGCACGCCGACGCCCCCAUCUCCUGCACCCACGCUCACCCUUCGCACGCCGACGCCCCCCAUCUCCUGCACCCACGCUCACCCUUCGCACGCCGACGCCCCCCAUCUCCUGCACCCACGCUCACCCUUCGCACGCCGACGCCCCCAUCUCCUGCACCCACGCUCACCCUUCGCACGCCGACGCCCCCCAUCUCCUGCACCCACGCUCACCCUUCGCACGCCGACGCCCCCAUCUCCUGCACCCACUCACCCUUCGCACGCCGACGCCCCCCAUCUCCUGCACCCACGCUCACCCUUAGCACGCCGACGCCCCCCAUCUCCUGCACCCACUCACCCUUCGCACGCCGACGCCCCCAUCUCCUGCACCCACGCUCACCCUUCGCACGCCGACACCCCCCAUCUCCUGCACCCACGCUCACCCUUCGCACGCCGACGCCCCCCAUCUCCUGCACCCACGCUCACCCUUGUCACGCCGACGCCCCCAUCUCCUGCACCCACGCUCACCCUUCGCACGCCGACGCCCCCAUCUCCUGCACCCACGCUCACCCUUCGCACGCCGACGCCCCCAUCUCCUGCACCCACGCUCACCCGGCGCACGCCGACGCCCCCAUCUCCUGCACCCACGCUCACCCUUCGCACGCCGACGCCCCCCAUCUCCUGCACCCACGCUCACCCUUCGCACGCCGACGCCCCCAUCUCCUGCACCCACUCACCCUUCGCACGCCGACGCCCCCAUCUCCUGCACCCACGCUCACCCUUCGCACGCCGACGCCCCCAUCUCCUGCACCCACGCUCACCCUUCGCACGCCGACGCCCCCAUCUCCUGCACCCACUCACCCUUCGCACGCCGACGCCCCCCAUCUCCUGCAGCCACGCUCACCCUUCGCACGCCGACGCCCCCCAUCUCCUGCACCCACUCACCCUUCGCACGCCGACGCCCCCAUCUCCUGCACCCACGCUCACCCUUCGCACGCCGACACCCCCCAUCUCCUGCACCCACGCUCACCCUUCACACGCCGACGCCCCCCAUCUCCUGCACCCACGCUCACCCUUCGCACGCCGACGCCCCCAUCUCCUGCACCCACUCACCCUUCGCACGCCGACGCCCCCAUCUCCUGCACCCACGCUCACCCUUCGCACGCCGACGCCCCCAUCUCCUGCACCCACGCUCACCCUUCGCACGCCGACGCCCCCCAUCUCCUGCACCCACGCUCACCCUUCGCACGCCGACGCCCCCAUCUCCUGCACCCACUCACCCUUCGCACGCCGACGCCCCCAUCUCCUGCACCCACGCUCACCCUUCGCAUGCCGACGCCCCCCAUCUCCUGCACCCACGCUCACCCUUCGCACGCCGACGCCCCCCAUCUCCUGCACCCACUCACCCUUCGCACGCCGACGCCCCGUCUCCUGCACCCACGCUCACCCUUCGCACGCCGACGCCCCCAUCUCCUGCACCCACGCUCACCCUUCGCACGCCGACGCCCCCAUCUCCUGUAUCCACUCACCCUUCGCACGCCGACGCCCCAUUCUCCUGCACCCACGCUCACCCUUCGCACGCCGACGCCCCCAUCUCCUGUACCCACGCUCACCCUUCGCACGCCGACGCCCCCCAUCUCCUGUAUCCACUCACCCUUCGCACGCCGACGCCCCAUUCUCCUGCACCCACGCUCACCCUUCACACGCCGACGCCCCCCAUCUCCUGCACCCACUCACCCUUCGCACGCCGACGCCCCCCAUCUCCUGCACCCACGCUCAUCCUUCGCACGCCGACGCCCCCCAUCUCCUGCACCCACGCUCACCCUUCGCACGCCGACGCCCCCAUCUCCUGCACCCACUCACCCUUCGCACGCCGACGCCCCCCAUCUCCUGCACCCACGCUCACCCUUCGCACGCCGACGCCCCCCAUCUCCUGCACCCACGCUCACCCUUCGCACGCCUGCACCCACACUCACCCGCUUGGGGCAGAGGUUGCAGCAGCAGCAGCCAGAAGCACCAGGGGGACAAAGCCAUUUCUCUGUGUUCUUAUGCAGGGCAGGAGUGCCCAGAAGCCAGAGGCUGGGGAAGCUGGUGGUCCCAGGGGUGUUCAGCCGGACUGGGGAGCAGGGAGCUUGCUGCCAGGGAACAGGACCUGUACCAUGA
Messenger RNA from Mauremys mutica (yellowpond turtle), 2313 nucleotides. RefSeq names its product extensin-like. The record is from RefSeq and is a predicted model, not a curated record. The transcript is spliced from 2 exons. Lineage: Eukaryota; Metazoa; Chordata; Testudines; Geoemydidae. Bases 1 to 2313 code for a protein of 770 amino acids.